CGGAGUUAUACGAAGAAAUUGGAAAUAAUAAGAAGUGGAUAAAGUAAGUAAAAACCAAGUGAGUGUUACCUGCUAUGGUGACUUUGAAGCAAAAAGAAAGUCUUGAAGUUUGCUAAUGCCUCCCAGCUCACAUACAUAUAAAUACUCAUCAUAAAAAAGAGAGCAAAAAUCUAUCUAUAUAGCUUUCUAUCUCUUUCAAUGGCGCCAAUCAAGCUCUAACAUAAAACCCCACCUCAUAUAUACAAAACAUUAUGGCUAACUUCAUUAAACCAAACUCCUCCAAUUCUUGAUUCCAACAUUUAGUACUAGUGUUGUGUUUAGGAUGAAGAAUAUGAUACCUGCUUGUUUUAAUAUUCCUCAUAAUUCUGAGGAUUCAGAAACUUCUUCUCUUCCUCCUCCUUCACAAGUGCCUCAAAAUCUUGUUACAUGUAUAUACCAAGCUCAGAUUUGUGGUUCACCUGUUUAUCUUACACUCACUUGGUCCAAGAACCUGUUUUCACAUUCUUUGUUAGUUCAUGCACCUGAUCUUUUCUCCAUCACCAUUCCACUCCAUCAAUCGUCUUUCGCCAUAUUUAAGGCACGGCCAGGAUCAAAAUCCGUGCAUCCGGUCCAAUUACAUGACCGUAAGAAGAUGAAGGUCCAUUGGGACUUCACACUUGCCAAGUUCAAUCAGAACUCGGCAGAGCCUGAGGGGUGUUUUUACAUUGCAAUUACUUGCAAUGCAAGACUGGAGUUUUUCCUUGGUGAUAUGUUGACGGAAUUGACGGGCCGGGCCAGGCUGGUAUCGGGAUGUUGCACGGGAGACCUGACUUUGUUGUCGAGGAGAGAACACGUGUUUGGACGGAGGAGUUAUACUACACGGGCUCGGAUUAUGGGGGUUAAACAUGAAUUUGUGAUAGAAUGUGGGGGUGGAGUGUUGAAAGUGAAAGUGGAUGGGAAAACAAGUCUUGUAGUGAAAAGACUUGCUUGGAAAUUUAGGGGAAAUGAAAGAAUUUUAGUUGGUCAAGUAGAGGUAACCUUUUUUUGGGAUGUCUUCAAUUGGGUAAAUAAAAACUGUGACAAUCAUAAAUUUGGGCAUGGACAUGGACAUGAACAUGGUGUUUUUGUGUUCCAAGUAGGUGAUGGUGGUGUUUGGCCUGAAAUGGGUGGCGCCGAGAAGAAAUUGAUGAGGAAAAGUUUGUCCGCAACAGCUGGAACGAUGUCGACACCACUGUCGGUCUCUUUGUCGCCAUCGCCGUCGUGCUCUAGUGUGUUGCAGUGGGCAGAGGAGAACAGUGAAUGUGGGAGGAGUUCAUGGUCAUCUAUAAGGUCAUAUGGGAGUAAUGAGGGAUUUUCUUUGUUAUUGUAUGCAUGGAGGAAGGAUUAAUGAAGAUUAAUUUGAUUUUUUUUGGUUCAGUUACUCAGAUUAUUUGUGAGUAUUAAAUUGUAAUAACAGAAACCUGUAAUUUUAUUAGUUCCUGUAAUUGAUUUUUUUUGGUUCAG
Molecule: messenger RNA, 1482 nt
Organism: Solanum tuberosum (potato)
Lineage: Eukaryota; Viridiplantae; Streptophyta; Magnoliopsida; Solanales; Solanaceae
Exons: 1
Coding region: 323-1366 (347 amino acids)
Source: RefSeq, a predicted model, not a curated record